UUGUAAAAUUGGCGCAAUUUGAAUAUUAAUUCGUAGCACCAGAUUGUUAAAAUCGAAUUAUAAUGCCUAUAAUUGUAAAAACUGUGAAAAACGUUGUUCAACACUUCCGGUUAUUUGUGUCCAGUGCAUUGUGUGUUUUGUUUGCGAAAAGGUUGGUGGUGAAAUUAAUAGUUGUUCACAAAUAAAUUAUAAUGGGACCGCCAAAAAAACCAAAAAGAGAAAAAUUCGGGGGAGAUAAAACUGGAAAAAAACGACGCCCUGAAGAUGAGGCCUACAGUCAAAUGGUAGAUGAACCUAUGGAUUGUAGUGAAACUGAUGGUAUACCUGGUGCUGCGACUAAAAAUGCAGAAACUAAUGAUGAAGGCAUUAUGACUGAUGAGUUUGGAGCAAAAGAUUACCGCUCAUUAAUGGAAUUGAAAACAGAUCAUACAAAUCGUCCGAUAUGGGUAGCACCUAAUGGCCAUGUGUUUUUAGAAUCAUUCUCACCAGUUUAUAAACACGCUCAUGAUUUUCUUAUUGCAAUAGCAGAACCAAUUUGUCGUCCUGAGCACAUACAUGAGUAUAAAUUAACUGCGUACAGUUUAUAUGCUGCAGUUUCAGUAGGUUUGCAAACCAAUGAUAUAAUUGAGUAUUUGAAACGUCUAAGUAAAACCACAGUACCUGACGGUAUUGUGGAAUUUAUAAAACUUUGUACACUUUCUUAUGGAAAAGUGAAAUUAGUUCUUAAGCACAAUAAAUACUUUAUUGAGUCACCACAUCCAGAAAUUUUACAAAAGUUACUUAAAGAUCCCGUUAUUCAACAAUGUCGUCUAAAGCGAGAUGAAAAUGAAGAAUUUAUACAAGGAACUGUUGAUCAUAAAGCCAUUACAACAUUUGGUACCAAAUUGCCUGCUAAUGAUAACGCGGCUGCAACCGUAAGUGAUGCGAAUGAUGCAAAUGCCGCUGCCGCUGCUAACGCUGAUCCUGCUGGUGUGGUACCAGAUGAUAUUACCAAUUAUUAUGAUAAAAUUGAUAACGAGGAUGAAGAUGAGGAUGAAGCAAGUCUAAAUACUGUAUCAUUUGAAGUAAACCAAGAAAAAAUUGAAGUAAUUCAAAGACGUUGCAUUGAAAUUGAGCAUCCUUUACUAGCAGAAUAUGAUUUUCGUAAUGAUACAAACAAUCCAGAUAUUAAUAUAGAUUUGAAACCAACAGCAGUCCUACGUCCUUAUCAAGAGAAAAGUCUACGUAAAAUGUUCGGUAAUGGCCGCGCUCGUUCUGGUGUAAUUGUCUUACCUUGUGGAGCGGGUAAAUCGCUGGUUGGCGUGACCGCUUGUUGUACUGUACGUAAGCGAGCACUUGUUUUGUGUAACAGUGGUGUAUCUGUGGAACAAUGGAAGCAACAAUUUAAAAUGUGGUCAUCUGCUGAUGACAGUAUGAUUUGUCGGUUUACUUCCGAAGCCAAGGAUAAACCAAUGGGUUGUGGUAUACUUGUUACAACAUAUUCAAUGAUUACACAUACACAAAAACGUUCCUGGGAGGCUGAACAAACUAUGCGUUGGUUACAGGAACAGGAAUGGGGUAUAAUGGUUCUAGAUGAAGUGCAUACAAUUCCAGCAAAGAUGUUUCGUCGCGUUUUGACCAUUGUGCAGUCGCAUUGUAAAUUAGGGUUAACUGCAACACUUCUACGUGAAGAUGAUAAGAUUGCUGAUCUUAAUUUCCUCAUUGGUCCCAAACUUUAUGAAGCUAAUUGGUUAGAAUUACAGAAGAAAGGCUUUAUUGCAAGAGUGCAGUGUGCUGAGGUUUGGUGUUAUAUGUCACCUGAAUUUUAUCGCGAAUAUCUAACCACAAAAACUGCUAAGAAAAUGUUGCUUUAUGUAAUGAAUCCAUCAAAAUUCAGAGCAUGUCAGUUCCUUAUUAAGUAUCACGAAAAAAGGGGAGACAAGACUAUUGUGUUUUCAGAUAAUGUGUUUGCAUUAAAACACUAUGCAAUAAAAAUGAAUAAACCGUUUAUUUACGGCCCAACUUCUCAAAGUGAACGUAUACAAAUUCUCCAAAAUUUUAAAUUUAAUCAGAAGGUAAAUACAAUUUUUGUGUCUAAGGUUGCCGAUACAAGUUUCGAUUUGCCUGAAGCAAAUGUUUUAAUCCAAAUUUCUUCUCAUGGUGGUUCACGUCGUCAAGAAGCUCAGCGACUUGGUCGUAUUCUACGUGCUAAAAAAGGAGCCAUAGCAGAAGAAUAUAAUGCUUUCUUUUAUACACUCGUUUCGCAAGACACAUUGGAAAUGGGUUAUUCUCGCAAGCGUCAACGAUUUUUAGUUAAUCAAGGUUACAGUUAUAAAGUGAUAACACGUCUUGAAGGCAUGGACGCAGACGAUACCCUUGCUUAUAAAACACGUGAAGAGCAGGCUCAACUUUUACAGAUAGUUUUAUCUGCUUCCGACAUAGAUUGUGAGGACGAAAAAAUGCCGGGAGAACCAGGUGCACGUCCAGGAAGCAGUUCUGUAACUAAGCGUUCAGGUGGUUUGAGUUCUAUGUCAGGCGGUGAUGAUGCUAUUUACUACGAACAAAGGCGAAAAACAGGAAAUAUACAUCCUUUAUUUAAAAAAUUCCGUUAGUUUCAGUAUAACUGAGUGAAACUAUUUCUGUUUUAUAUUUAAAUUUGCGAUUAUAGAUAUAAUAAAUUUAAAA
Molecule: messenger RNA, 2664 nt
Organism: Teleopsis dalmanni
Lineage: Eukaryota; Metazoa; Arthropoda; Insecta; Diptera; Diopsidae
Gene: hay
Product: general transcription and DNA repair factor IIH helicase subunit XPB
Exons: 6
Coding region: 192-2591 (799 amino acids)
Biological process (GO): nucleotide-excision repair; transcription initiation at RNA polymerase II promoter
Cellular component (GO): transcription factor TFIIH holo complex; transcription preinitiation complex; nucleotide-excision repair factor 3 complex
Molecular function (GO): DNA binding; 3'-5' DNA helicase activity; ATP binding
Source: RefSeq, a predicted model, not a curated record